This is a messenger RNA of Aureobasidium vineae, 1152 nucleotides long. NCBI's taxonomy places the organism in Eukaryota, Fungi, Ascomycota, Dothideomycetes, Dothideales, Saccotheciaceae. The record is from the annotation of a GenBank genome assembly.
AUGGUCUCCGAGGCCCUCAAGCCCUACGGCAAGCGCGAUAUGAAGCUUCACUUCGUCUCCAACAUUGACGGUACCCACAUGGCCGAGGCUCUCCGCGACUCUGACCCUGAGACCACUCUCUUCCUUGUCGCUUCCAAGACCUUCACCACCGCUGAGACCACCACCAAUGCCAACACCGCAAAGAAGUGGUUCCUCGAACACGCAAAGGACGACUCGGCUAUUGCCAAGCACUUCGUUGCUCUUUCGACCAACGAGUCCGAGGUCACCAAGUUCGGCAUUGACAAGAAGAACAUGUUCGGCUUCGCUGACUGGGUCGGUGGCCGUUACUCCGUCUGGAGCGCCAUUGGUCUCUCCGUCUGCUUGUACAUUGGUUACGAUAACUUCCACGACUUCCUUGCUGGUGGUCACGCCAUGGACAAGCACUUCAAGGAGACCCCUCUCGAGCAGAACAUCCCCAUUCUCGGUGGUCUUUUGAGCGUGUGGUACUCCGACUUCUUUGGUGCCCAGACUCACCUCGUCUCUCCCUUCGACCAAUACUUGCACCGCUUNCCUGCUUACCUCCAGCAGCUUUCCAUGGAGUCCAACGGAAAGGCCAUUACUCGCAGCGGCGACUACGUCAAGUACACCACCGGUGCUAUCCUCUUCGGCGAGCCCGCUACCAACGCCCAGCACUCCUUCUACCAGCUCCUCCACCAGGGCACCAAGCUUAUCCCCACUGACUUCAUCUUGGCCGCCGAGUCGCACAACCCCAUCGAGGACAACAAGCACCAGAAGAUGCUUGCCUCCAACUACUUCGCUCAGGCUGAGGCUCUGAUGAUCGGCAAGACCCCUGAGGAGGUUCGCGCAGAGGGCGCCGCCGAUGAGCUUGUCCCCCACAAGACCUUCUUGGGCAACCGCCCCACCACCUCCAUCCUGGCCCAGAAGAUCACCCCUGCCACUCUGGGUGCUCUCAUCGCCUACUACGAGCACAUGACCUUCACUGANGGUGCCAUCUGGAACAUCAACUCUUUCGACCAGUGGGGUGUCGAGCUCGGCAAGUCUCUGGCCAAGAAGAUCCAGUCCGAGCUCGAGACCUCGGGCGAGGUUUCCGGCCACGACGCCAGCACAUCUGGCCUCAUCAACGCCUUCAAGAAGAAGGCUGGUAUCAACUGA